GUCUCGCGACAGGGUAUUAAUCCCCUGGCGUCUUUCUUGUACCAUCUGCGUACCCUUCGCCUGGUCGGGGGAACGAGCUGGGGGAAGUCCAGCAAGUCAUCGAUUCUUUCUCGAUGACAGAAAAACUCCGCAACAACAAGAACAUGCUCCAAGAUUCUCUUGCCGCUGUCAAGGAGACAGUAGAGAAGGCCAAAGACCUCGAUAAGACCGCAAAGGACAUAUUGCAAGUACAAUCAGCUCUCAAUUGGCAUCGUCAAUUUAGCUUUAAAAUGCAAAAAGCAGAUGAAAACACAACCCCAAAACAACUGGACGAUCUUUACAAGUCAACACGUACCUUGAUCCAGGGCUGUUUGGGUGAAGAUCUCGGGCAGGCCGUACUCGCUGAUUCCGAGAGAUGGAACAAAAUCCGCGACCACGUUGUUGUUCAUCAAAUCACUGACGUGAUACUAAAAUAUUAG
This is a messenger RNA of Ilyonectria robusta, 458 nucleotides long. RefSeq lists its product as uncharacterized. The transcript is spliced from 2 exons. The coding region runs from base 114 to 458 and encodes 114 amino acids. Lineage: Eukaryota; Fungi; Ascomycota; Sordariomycetes; Hypocreales; Nectriaceae. The record is from RefSeq and is a predicted model, not a curated record.